AUGUCGACACUGUCGGCCGAAUCUAUCGAAGGUACCAAAAACGUUGUCGCGACCUUCAAGACAUGGCUACAAGCGCACGAGGAGGCUCAGAUAAUGCUGGCCAGCGUAUUAGUCGUAGUUGGUCUGUGGUGGCUAGUCAGAACUAUUUUAUCACUCCUAAUAAAUAUUAUCUGCCCCAUACUAGUCGUCUUAUUGGCUGUGAUGUGUAUUCCACAACUGCGGGCACCGCUCCUAGGGCAGAACUACCCAUUAUUGGCAAAUUUGCUUCGUGACAUAUUCCUCAAGAUGGCGGAGAAUAUGAAGAAUUGA
Leptosia nina is the source of this 309-nucleotide messenger RNA. The record is from the annotation of a GenBank genome assembly. Lineage: Eukaryota; Metazoa; Arthropoda; Insecta; Lepidoptera; Pieridae.